CAACAGCUGCUGUGGUUUAGCCCAGAAGUGGCUGCAUUUUGGAGGGUGGUUGAAUUGAUUCCUAUAGGGAUAUUGUUUGAGACUCUGUAAAAUGCUGCAAGGGUGGCAAAACUUGCUACAGAAAUCAGUUAGCAAUAUGAUGAAAAGACACUGCACCAGGGACAUACAGUAAAACACCACAGACCUGAUUCUUCUCUCAUCUCUGUUUUUAUACAGUGUGAACCACUGACGUACCUGGAGUUACUCCAAAUUUACACAGUGGGAGUGGAGUGUCCAGCCCCUUCCAUCCAACACUCCCCCUGGUCUGUUUGAUUAAUUCUCCAGGGUCUCUCAAACUCCCAAAUGAUUUGGAUGUUCCUCAGAAUGUCAGCUAAAUGGGGAUUUCUACACCAGUGCCUCAGCCUGGUGUGAGGGGGUGCUGUGCUGCUGGAGGUGAGACAUAACAGCAAGGUCCUAACUGCUUGUGGUCAUUAUAAAUCGCCUGGCACUUUCCAUGAGCGUAGGAGUGCUCACCCUGGUCUCCUUGUCUCAUUCAAGCUUGGGUAAUUACAUUCCACUAACCUAAAUUCUCCCUAGAGCCCCAGUAGGAUUUGGUAGUCUUCUACACUUCUUGUGCCAAACUGCUGCAUAAUUUAGUGCUGGGCUCCACCCCAGAAGUGGCUGCAUUUCAUCAGUGAGUGAAGUCUGUCCAUAUGUGCAGCAUCUGUCUGUGAAACUAAACGGCAAACACUGUUUGCUCUGCAGGGGCCCUUGGAGCUGUUCCACAUGCAGCGUUGUGCAUGUGUUUUUAAGAAGAAGUGGCGGGCCGGUGGGGUUUCUCUGGAGCCAUGGCAUGUGCUGACCAAGGGGGCUGUGCCUGUGUUUGCACGACUGCGCUCAGUGCUUUUUUCCAAGAAACAAACAUCCCCUACAGCCAUCACCAUCAGAUGAUGUGCACUCCAGCCAACACGCCCGCCACGCCCCCCAACUUCCCCGACGCCCUCACCAUGUUCUCCCGCCUCAAGGCCUCCGAGAGCUUCCACAGCAGCAGCCCUGUAGCAUCUAUGGCAACCUCCCCUCCUCCCCCACCCCCACCGCUCCCCCAGCCCGGGGGCUUCAACCCAGCCUGGCCUGCAGCUCUCCCCUCCAGCCAGCAGCAGCAGAGCAUGUGGACUUCACCCCCGCCCUCGCAGCCAUCGGGCUGGCCCGCCACAGUCUCCCAACAAGCCACGUCAGAACAGAAGGCCAAUGUGACCAUGGAGGCCGAGAGAUGAGGCCGGGGGGGAGCGGGAACACAAUGUGGGGAGGGCCCACAUGGCCCCAGCGUUCAUUUCCCUUUCCCCUUUCCGAGGAGGGGAGGAACUUUGUUGCCUCAGAGACUGGCAACCACAUUCAGACAGACAGACACAUGAGCAAAUAGCCACCUUGCAUGG
Molecule: messenger RNA, 1412 nt
Organism: Mauremys mutica (yellowpond turtle)
Lineage: Eukaryota; Metazoa; Chordata; Testudines; Geoemydidae
Gene: UBALD1
Product: UBA like domain containing 1
Exons: 3
Coding region: 828-1253 (141 amino acids)
Molecular function (GO): protein binding
Source: RefSeq, a predicted model, not a curated record